This is a messenger RNA of Pogona vitticeps (central bearded dragon), 3046 nucleotides long. The record is from RefSeq and is a predicted model, not a curated record. NCBI's taxonomy places the organism in Eukaryota, Metazoa, Chordata, Lepidosauria, Squamata, Agamidae.
AUGGUUCUUCCCACCCCUCAAGGAGCGCAGCCUCGGCUCCCCCCUGCCAACACUCGAGAGGGAUCUGGGAGCGAGACAUCAGUUAAUCCCACCUCCUUGACAUUUUGGCCGGGAAAGGGAGAAAGCCCACCCGGCUGCUCUGUCCACGCCUCUCGACCGGGAACCCCGGAGGAGCGCUCAAAAGGCGCUUUCCUCCAGAGCGCCCGCGCGCAGAGGCGACAGAGACGCCGCGGCAGCCCAGCUGCGUCCUAUGGAGAGAGAAUUCGGCGGCGCCCUUCUGGCGCGCUCCACACCGGGACGCCUUUCGACCUUUCCCCCAACAGGUGGCGAAGGGCUCUCCGCGGCGGCGGCAGCAACCGAGCGAGCGUGACCGUGCUGCAGGCCACCACGAUCGGAAAGCGAAAUCACUUUAACCCGGACCCGAGGCGAUUUGCCGGACGGAAAACGCGGCCGAAGCCAAGGGAAGAGCUCCGGCCGCGGCUUGGGCUUCUCUUCGCCCCUUCCGGAAGACGAGAGCGCGGCGGCGGCGGCGGCCACUUUUGCCAUUUUAAUUUCCCGCUUCCACGCCUGCCGGGCCGCCCGCUGCCAAGGUUUGGCGCCGGGGCCACAGCACCAUGGACGCGACCGCGACGGCAGCAGCCCCACCAUGAGCGAGAGCACGCCUCCGCGCGGACCAUGUCCCAUGCUCUUUUAAGGAAUAUCUUUCGGAUUCUACUCCUGUACCUAGUUCUGGUGCCAGAUGCGCCAUCCCUUUGCAUGAAGGCAAUCCAAGAAGAGUAUGAGAAUGUGUUAUUCCCCUUCAUUACUUACCUGAACAAUUUGAUCCAGGACACCCCAUCGUGCAAUUCAACUAAGGAAAAUUCGACUGGACAGAUUACUGCUAGCUACAGGUGCUGUUGCAGAUCAAAUAAGGAGAGAGCCCUACGGUGUAUGGCAAAAUACCUUAAAAAAAUGUCCAAAACAUCAUGUAUCUCCACCAAGGAGGAGAUAAAACAAAGAAUGGAAUACGUUUCCACCGUUACACUGAUGCUACAGGAGAAAUACACCAACACCACUGCUUCAACAGCACAAAAAAGAGAGUCUUGUCGAUGCACAGACUGCUGCUGCAAAAUGCUUGAUCCCAUAUGUUGUACAAAGAAAGUAAUUUUUGACUUAAUGUCUUGUUGGAGGCAUUUUAUCCUAUAGUUUGAAAGAACGCUGCAAAUGGAACUUGACAAACUGCACAGUGCUCUGGUUUUUCAGAGUAAACUGUUUUCCUGCAUACAACUCUGCACUGCUAAGCAAAUGGAGGGAGAACUGGAAGAAGCCGGACCAUCAGUGUCUCAAAAAGGGUCUCAGCUGCUAUGGGAGCAGAAAGCAAAUGUGGGACAGAGAACUGCAGUCUUCAUUUCAGUAUUUCUUAGAAUUGGUGACUGUCUUUAGCAUACAUUUUUACUACCGAUUUUGCAUUAUUUUAAAGAGCAAAGCAGCACUUUAAAAACUACCAAGAAGGCAACUUACCAAUUUAUCAGUCUUUUUAAAUUAAUAUAUCUAAUAUAUCCAUAAUGGUUCUUAUAUAUCCUGCAUUUCAGUUUUUAGGACUGUUCAGAUGCAGUAUGCUCUUGGGGCAGAUAUUAGAGGCUGGGAAGUAUCUGUCUAAAAGCUGGAAGUUGCUAACAGAUUUUUGCAAGCAUAUGUACAAAUCUGACAUAUAUAACUAACACUUUUAUAUGUAUCAUGAAAAAUAGGGAUUUAUUCAUAUAGCCAUGUCAGCCGUCUGUGAAUGAAUUGACAGUAGUAACUGCUGUUAAGGGGCAAGUGAACGGGAUAAGAAGAGGGGAUGAUAACUGGUACGAGGGAAACAGGGUCUUUUUGAAGUAGGGAAGGUAGGUAAAUACUUGAUUGAAGAAGCCUUCAGAGCAUUUAAAAUUCAAAUACAACAUAAACUAAGAACAAAAAGCCCAGCAAGGGUUAAAAUUAUAAUACUAAAAUUAUAUAUACAAUUUAGUCAGCCAAUUAGUCAUAAUAAAAUAAACUUCUAAAGAUAAAAACAUUACAUGGCUCAUCUAAAGAGACAUUCUUCCUAAGAGUGGCUGUUUUAGCAGCGAAGAGAGCAACCCUUUGUGUCUCAAACUGAUCCUUGAAGCAGGAUCGCUACUGGCUGGGGAACAGAAAUUAGAAAUUACUUUUUUUUUUACAUAAUCCACAUAUAUGUUAAUUUAUAGGUUCUGAGAACAGUAGGUUAUUUCCCACAAGCUCUGGAAUGAUGGAAGUUCUGAUCAGCCACCUCUGGAGAGCACCAGAUUGGAGAAGACUGUAUUUGCUGUUUAGACAUUGGGUUAAAAAUUAAAUUUUCAAGCUUUUUUUAGACAGACCAGCAUCCUGUUGCUAUGUGCGACUAAGUCGACCCACUGACUCAGUAGAGUUGCCUAAAUGUUGGGUUACAUUCAAGAAUUGAUUCAGUAGCUUUACUGUAGUUGGGACUAGCAAUAGCAUCCUGGCCUUAGUGACUGUUGAUUUUCUUGGGUUUUGUUAACUUUAACUGAUUUGAAGGCUGCUUUCCUCACUAGUGCUGCUUUUUCAAACUGUGUUGGUUGACUUUUUGCUGUAAACCAUUUUGUAUAUUUAAUAUAAAAAAGUAUAUACAUGUUUAAAUAAAAGUACACAAAACUUGAAAGUCUGUUGACUAGUGUGACCUUAGCUUUGGAGAAAUCCAAUUAAUAAGGGCACCAGCCGACUGCUACUACGAUUACUUUAAUAAUUUGUUACAUUGAAGUACCUAGUCUCAAGUUAUUAAAUUUAGUUUUGUAGCAGAGUUGCCGGUACUGAGUUAAGACAACAUUCUCCCCUACAGCUUUUUCAUUAUGACAAUAAACACUGAUCUCAUCUAAUUAAUCUUAUUUUUCACAUUAAUACUUGACCCUUCUUCCAUUGAGUUCAUGGUGGCAUAUGUGGCUCUUGGCCUCCAGACUGUAUCCUUGCUGCAACAAUUUGAGGUAGGUCAGACUGAGACAGUAUCCAAGGUCACUUAGUGAGUUUUGUAGCUGAAGAGGGAUUUGAACAUUGG